CCCAGCAACUUGGCGCUCGCUCACGGUCGCGGUUUUUCAGUCCGCUAUUCGCAUUUCGACCGACUGCUCGUGUGUUCAGGAAGAUUCCGCUAUAGAGAGCACCCAAGGCCACAAGAAGGACCUACUCGAGGCGACAGUUGCAUCUCGAUCGAACGGUUUAGCUUCUCAUUUCCCAGCAACCACACGGACAGAUAGACACAAUGGCCGAGGCUGAUAUGCCAACUUUUAAGUGCGUCCUAGUCGGCGACGGUGGUACCGGAAAGACAACCUUCGUCAAACGGCACAUGACCGGCGAGUUUGAGAAGAAGUACGUCGCGACGCUCGGCGUUGAGGUGCAUCCGUUGGUGUUCCACACGAACCGAGGCGCCAUUCGGUUCAACGUCUGGGACACAGCCGGUCAGGAAAAGUUUGGCGGACUGCGAGAUGGGUACUAUAUCCAGGGACAGUGCGCCAUCAUCAUGUUCGAUGUGACGUCCCGCGUUACGUACAAGAACGUCCCCAACUGGCACAGAGACUUGGUGCGAGUGUGCGAAAAUAUUCCGAUCGUGCUUUGCGGAAACAAGGUCGACAUCAAGGACCGCAAGGUGAAAGCCAAGGCAAUCGUAUUCCACCGGAAGAAGAACCUCCAGUACUACGACAUCUCCGCCAAGUCCAACUACAACUUCGAGAAGCCCUUCCUGUGGCUGGCCCGCAAGCUGGUCGGUGACCCGAACCUGGAGUUCGUCGCCAUGCCUGCCCUGCUCCCGCCAGAGGUCAAGAUGGACAAGGACUGGCAGCAACAGAUCGAAAAGGAUUUGCAAGAAGCGCAAGCCACCGCCCUGCCCGACGAGGAUGAGGACCUGUAAG
Ochlerotatus camptorhynchus is the source of this 846-nucleotide messenger RNA. Its product is annotated as GTP-binding nuclear protein Ran. Gene Ontology annotation, cellular component: nucleus; cytoplasm. Gene Ontology annotation, molecular function: GTP binding; GTPase activity. Gene Ontology annotation, biological process: protein import into nucleus; ribosomal subunit export from nucleus. Bases 201 to 845 code for a protein of 214 amino acids. The record is from RefSeq and is a predicted model, not a curated record. NCBI's taxonomy places the organism in Eukaryota, Metazoa, Arthropoda, Insecta, Diptera, Culicidae. The transcript has 3 exons.